Messenger RNA from Daphnia carinata, 2303 nucleotides. RefSeq names its product Kv channel-interacting protein 1-like. NCBI's taxonomy places the organism in Eukaryota, Metazoa, Arthropoda, Branchiopoda, Diplostraca, Daphniidae. The coding region runs from base 799 to 1701 and encodes 300 amino acids. The transcript is spliced from 11 exons. The record is from RefSeq and is a predicted model, not a curated record. Gene Ontology annotation, molecular function: calcium ion binding.
UGACGCCAUCGAUCGUCGAAGGAACAAGUCCGGGCAGCUUUUAAUACCACCUACGUAUCCUCUACAUAAGCUCCCAAUGGAGUCUGUGCAUCGGAACGUGUGGCCACUCCAUCCCUGAUUCCAAUCAGAAACGUGGAGGCCCCCCCCCCGCAGACGUAAACAUCAUCCAACUGUUGCAUUUUUGGAGGGUCCUCUCGCUGUGUGUGGGAAUUUAAAACGAGAUAUUUCGUUCUAUUCUCGUGCCCCUUUUCUUAGAGGAAAAAACGUAUUCAUCACACAAAAGAAGCUUGAGCUAAUCUAAGUCGACAGCUGUUACGGUAGAUAGAGCUGUCAGAAAAAGAGAGAUGGAAACUUGUACGAUGUUGGGCACCCUACUUUCAUUUGUCAUGUAAUUAUUAUUAGAAGCCUUUUGUCCGUUUUGACGAAGAGGCAUCAAGGAAAAGAAUUAUCAAAGUGAGAUGGGAGACUUCGGCGCACAAGUUUCCUUGCACAAGUGGCGCACCACCAGGAAACACUCCCACACGUUGACGUGCACGUCGGUUGUGUAGAAGAACAACCGAAGAUGCGAGUGCAGUGUACCAGUAUAGAGAAGUCCAAUCGUCAACGGCCAGCAGUUCGCGUUUGGCAUCCGUUCCAGCAAGUAUCGCACCUAGAGAACACGACGACGGAAUAGUUUCUCGCUCGUCGCCGCCGGGCAAAAGCUUUUUGCCCGGCUGCUCAUUUCGGAUAAUCAACAAAAGCCAAUCCAGUAGCCAAACACAAGAAGAGAAGAAAAACAGAAACAAGCCGAAGGUGAAAAUGGCUUCGGUUAUGACGGUGGAUAGUGCCGUUGCUCUGAGGGUGGAUAGUGCAAACAGGCGGCGACCGGGAACGACGUCAACGGGUGGCGGCGGCAGGGCGAAAUUGUUGCCGACGAUAACCGGCGUCGGCGCACCAACUGAUCAACAGGGAGAAAAUGCAGUGCCGCCGCUGUCGUGUACGACGGCCGUUGUUUCUCAUCACUCGUCGCAGGGCUUGCAUUUCUUGACACGCUGCGGAACCGUUUGGGCCGGCUGUCUACGUGAUCAAGUUAGACAGUGCUGGACAAUGUUCACUAAACGGAAAAAAGAGGAAGAUUUGGAUGACGUCAUGUUCGGCAAAACGACUCGUCAUCGACCAGAGGAACUGAAGUCACUGGAGAGGUCGACGAAAUUCACCCGGAAGGAAAUCCAGCUGAUUUAUCGCGGAUUUAAACAGGAGUGCCCCAACGGAGUCGUCGACGAGCAGUCCUUCAAGGAGAUCUUCGUCCAAUUCUUCCCGCAAGGAGAUGCCAGCCAAUACGCUCAUUAUGUCUUCAAGACGUUUAAGAACGGCACUACUGGCACCAUCAAAUUCGAGGAUUUCUUGCAGUCGCUGUCGCAAGCGUCGCGCGGAACCAUCCAGGAGAAACUGCGCUGGAUUUUCGGCCUCUACGAUCUCAACGGCGACGGAUACAUCACCAAAGCUGAAAUGACUAGCGUGGCUGUGGCUAUUUUCGACAUGUUGGGCAGACACGCCGCGCCGUCCGUCGACGAUCAAACAGCGUCCAAGCACGUCGAUCAGAUCUUCCACAAAAUCGAUGCGAACCAUGACGGCCUUAUCACUUUUGAGGAACUGAGUCAGUGGUGCACGCGUGAGGAACGCUUCGUCAAGUCGUUGGGUAUGCUCGACACGGUACUUUGAAGAACACGGUUUUUUUUUGUUUUUUUUUAAAGUCGGAUAUGCCUCGCGUCAUCUAAACACAAUUUUUCACAUUGAUAUUGUAAUAUCUUUUCUUAAAAGAGAAUUAAUCAUUCAAAAGUGAAGAAUUAUUCGAAUUGUGUCACAUGGUUUUCAAUAGCAACGGAGGGCUACCGCGUGCGUGUGCGAAAUGAUUUUUUUUUUUUAAAUUAUUAUUUUUCCAUUAUUUGGAUUGAGCAAUAAAUAGUUAAUACUUUUACGUGUAAUUUUAGAUAUGGACAUUUGAUGAAUGCGCAUUCCCUCUAUUCAUUUAGCUGGAAUUUGAAUUCUCUUUUCCCGUCCCUCAAGUGUGAACAGUUUUAUUUCAAUUUCAUUACAAACUUCUUUUUUUAAAUUUUCCCAUGUUAUCCUUCCUGAAAUAUUUACAAAAAAAAAAAAAAAUGUGUGAAUAGUGUGAAUUGUUGUGAUUUGAAUCCUAUUGACAAACCCGGGUGCUGCCAGCCUCUCUGAUUUUCCUUUGAUCAAAUCAAUUGAAACUGAGUUUCAUCUUUUUCCUUUCAUCAUAUCUUUCAGUAUUUGUGUGAAAAAUAUAUCUUUACAUCUCU